Brassicogethes aeneus is the source of this 2542-nucleotide messenger RNA. NCBI's taxonomy places the organism in Eukaryota, Metazoa, Arthropoda, Insecta, Coleoptera, Nitidulidae. The record is from the annotation of a GenBank genome assembly.
AUGUCAAGCCGAAAAAAAGGAAAAUCGGCCAAAGUAUCGAACGAUAGCCUCAAACAAACUUCGAUAAUGGCCGCAAUUAUGAAUAUGAGUGUUAAAAAGGAGGGAUUUAAGCCGAGUGUUAAAAAAGAGCAGUUUAAGCCGAAACUUACUGAUGAACCCAUUGAAAUUAGUUCUGAUGAAGAACCGCAAGUUCCUCUGGAAAAAAGCUCUUUAGUAAUAGAACCACUGAUUAAUAGUGAGAGCGACGAGGAGUUUCUGGAGCUCCUGAAGGAAAAUAAAAAGAGAGUGUUGAAUAAACGAAAGUGCAACAGCAAGAUUGUUUCAUCCACGCCGGUAAAACAAAUUGCAACUGAGAUAAAACCAGAAUUGUCCCUUAUAAAUGGUUGCAGUUCCAUAGACUCAUCCAAUGACUCUGAUAUCACACUCAUCUAUAACCCAACCACCCCAGACCAAACAGUCAAAAAGGUUAAUAAAAACCUUAUGGAUACAAGUGCAUUCAAAAAAGUUAAAUCCAUCCCGCAACCAGAUUCAAUAACCAAAAAACCAAUCAAUCUACUUCCACUAAACUUGUUUGUAGAUGUGCUGACUUCUGUACGAAAUGCCAGACAACACAAACCCCUGGUCAAAGAAGACUACGGUAUAAUUGAUACGUUUUUAGAUUUGAGUCAAGAUUAUAAGUUUGUAAUUUUUAAAAUUUUCGUGAGGAAGGACAAGUGGCAUAAUAUUUUCGAUUUUGUGAAGGCUAUAAAUUUGGAUUUAGACAAGGAAGGCAUCCAGUUGAUGUACGAGACUUUAGUAAGAAAAGGAAUACUAGACACUGAUAUCACUCAGGAUGACCUAUACUUGCUCCUUAACAACUUAAAAAGAGAACAAGUUCAGACACUCUAUGCUAAAUACAAACUGGGGCCUUCCGCCACAAAUAAAGAUAAAAUGAUCGAUAAUCUCAUAUUGAGCACCAAAAAGCAGGGUUGCCUGACGUUCGCGAAAUCCCCGGAAGCGAUUUUAAAAGAGAACAUUAAAAAAAUGAUGGUUUACUACGUGAAGUUGAAGAGCAACGUGUCAGAGGCGUUCGACAACUUCCACUUGCUCAACACGUUCGUCAACAAGGAGUUUUACAACAUUAGCGAUUUUUUCUUCACCGCGCCAAAUCUCGUUUUUCCUGAGGCGAAACUCGACGAAUGCGUGGUUUUCGCGACGAGAAAAGAUUUCUUGAAGUACUCGGAGGCAAGAAAGUUCGCCCACGAAAUGACCGAAUGCAAAGACCUGAACAUGUUGUACGAGACCGCCGAAACGGUGUACACCCAACUCCAGAUGAUACAGGAAAAUAUGGAAGUAAAAGUCGAAGUACCGAAUAGUAAUCCCUAUAUACAACGUUUUACAGCUAAACAUGUCUACAUAGGUGUUUUAUCUUACUGCGUUAAACGUUUAAUCACAAACUAUCCAAACGAAGUUUUGACUUGGUUAACUUUCCUCGUUGAAAAUUUCGGUGAAAAUCCACGCGUUGGGAAUUGGUAUUUAAAUUUGUCCUGGAUUAACACGCAAUACUUAAAACCUCCCAAUAAAGAUAGGGGCGCAGAGUUAUUGAUAGAGGCUCUUUCGAACAAGUCGAAAUUUUACUCUGAAAUCGUUUUGCACGAACUGGCUCAAAAGGCUAGAAAGUUGAUAUCCGCUAAAAAAGAUCGUCUAAGUGAGCGUCUAUUUGUCGAGUUGAAUGUGGUCCUUCCCACAGAUUUUGUCAAGUUUCCCACUACACCUCCUAUAAUAGCGACGUGCCUAAAAAGUAAUAAAUCCGGAAAAAAGAGGGACUACUUUAUGAACAACCUGGACGGUUCCCGAAAUUUCAUGGGGGUGGAAGAUGUAGCCCGGCGCCACUACAUCGAUAAUGAGUACUAUGAAGACGGUGCUCAUUGCGAAGGCUACCUAUUUCAAGCCACUUACUGCCUAUUUUUUUGGGACUUAAUCUACGAGCACCACGUCCCCGGCACGUUCAUCUCAAAGUACCAAACGGUACCGUUGGACUUCUACUCGAUUAAAUUCUACGAGAAUCGUAGAGACGUCAUCGACGAGAGACUAAAGCAAAUCGAGUCGGCGUGGACCGACGAGGAGGCCUUGGAUUUUCUGCUGAAAUCGUGGGAGAAAAACUCGCACAGGCACUCGUUUUGCAGUCUCGCGAGGAUCGUGGAAGAUCCCGACAUUUUAAGCACGAUUUUGCUGUGCGUUCCCAGGGGCGUGCUGGCAAAAAUUUACGCCCGGUUCGCGCAGAGUUUUGGCGAGUUCAAAAGCGGGAUGCCCGACUUGCUCAUGUGGGACACCGCUGGAAAAAGGCACAAAAUGGUGGAGGUUAAAGGUUAUGGGGAUAAACUUCAAACAAACCAGAAAGUCUGGAUUCAGCACCUUUUAACUUUUGGAGCAAAUGUGGAAGUUUGCCUUGUGAAUUCUCAGGCCAAAAAGAAGUGAACUGUGAUAAUCGUUACUGAAGAAUGUUAAAAUUAAGUUCUUAAAUAUUUUUAUAAUAAUUAUGUUAAAAUCAUAUGUUUUAUAA